GUUGAAUUUCGACCAAAUAGCCAUUCUAAAAGGAGGAGAAGCUUCAAAUCACCAACGAUUUGAGGUGCGUCGGCCUGGUGGAAUCAUCGGCAACCGCCAUUAAUAGACAACGAAGAAAGAACCCAUAAGUAACAACAAUUCGAUUUUCCCCGCCGGAUUUCCGGUACUCCUACAUUCCUUCCCCUCCUCUAGAUUCUUAUAACAUGAAUUCCCUUCUCUGAGAGAGAGAGACAGAGAGAGAAGGGAAACAUAGCAUUUCUCUCUCUAUCUCUUUGUCUCCGUCUUCUCCCCCAAUCCUCCAUGCCCGUUCCUCGAAGCUCUUCCUAUGAUGCAUUUUCCGCCGGCUCAGACGAUGACAUUCACGAUGCCACCUUCGCCAGGCGGCGGUGCUGUUUCUGUUUCCCUAAUUUUCUGAAAAAAGAGCAAACUCUUGGCGGCGACGGCGGAGGUGGUGGCGGGGGAUCGUCCGGAGCAUUCUGGAGACAAAUCAAACCUUUGGAUUCGUCUUCACCGGCAACGCCGUGGUGGUCAAAGAGCUGGAAGAAGGUUCGUGGGUUAUCGGAGGGGCCGAGGUGGAAGAAUUUGGUGCGGCGGUUUAAUGGACGGAAGCGACAAGGGUACGGGAAAUUCAAUUAUGACGCUACAAGCUACGCCCUUAAUUUCGACGAAGGACCCCUGGCCAAUGGCGUUGAUUAUGACGAGGAUCUCCUCGGCCGCGGAUUCUCCGACAGGUUCUCGCUCCCUCCGUCGGCUAAGUCCUCCAUGGAUUUCGACAACGACGCGAAUCCGUUCAAUUUCAGCUGACGGGUUUCGGCCGAAAUCAUGUGGGCUUGGGAGCGUGAAGGCGGUUUGGGCUGGGUUUGGGAGGGGCUUUGAGAGGAAAAGGUUUGGGCUAAAGUGGUAGUAAGCACCUAAGACUUAGUCUGGGAUAUUCUUUCAACAUGGUUGUUUCAGUCUUUGUGGUUAACAAAGAUAUUUCAUUUUAUACAAUCCCAAGAGUUUCAUCAAAUUGCAUUUCAUUUCAUUGUGAUUUUCAUUUUUGAUUUAGAGAGGGAAAGGUAGUUUAGGAAAAACACUAUUUGAAAAAUGCAUGUUUUGGGUUUCUUAUUUUUUUCAUAGGAAAUUGAAGUUAGGAACUUGUUUCUAAUUCUACAAAUGUAGUGCUUUGGUUUUGGGUUGUCCAGACGUGCAUAUAUGUAACUUAAGUUCAAAUUAAACUUGACGGAAAAUGAUUGGUAUAGAAAAUGGAAUUAUUUUCUUGGAAUUGCUAUUAAAUGUCGUAAGUGCAA
Messenger RNA from Linum trigynum, 1289 nucleotides. Lineage: Eukaryota; Viridiplantae; Streptophyta; Magnoliopsida; Malpighiales; Linaceae. The record is from the annotation of a GenBank genome assembly.